AUGGAGGGCAGCCUAAGGCAGCUCAGCCUGGGUAGGGGGCCUGAGGGGGCUGGGGACAGCCAGGCCCUGGCUGAACUGCAGGAACUGGCCCUGAAGUGGUUCAUGGAGACUCAGGCCCCCCUCAUUCUGCAGAAUGGAGCCCUGCCCUCCUGGUUUCACGGAUUCCUCACCCGCAAGCAGACAGAGCAGCUGCUCAGGGACAAAGCUCUUGGUUCCUUCCUCAUCCGGCUCAGCGACAGGGCCACCGGCUACAUCUUGUCCUACAGGGGCAGUGAUCGCUGCCGGCACUUUGUCAUCAACCAGCUCCAAAACCGGCGCUACCUCAUCUCAGGGGACACCCAGACCCAUGGCACCCUGGCCGAGCUCGUGCGCCAUUACCAGGAGGUGCAGUUUGAGCCCUUCGGGGAGACCCUGGCUGCUGCCUGCCCACGGCCAGAGGACACUGAUCUGUAUGACGCCAUCACCCUGGGACUCCAUCAGACCGAUCCGGGCCUGGAAAACCCACCUGCUGCAGUGUCCCCCACGGCGGUGCCAGACAAGGCCAGCCCCCGCCCCUCUCCAAAGCCUCAGGUCUCCUUCCUCCACAAAAAGAAGAGCCUGAAUACACGUCCCCAGGACCUCUCCAAGGAAGAAAGCAUGGAGGCCCCCAUCAGGGUGCCUCCCCUCCCGGAGAGGAGUGCCUCCCUUCUGGACGAGUCUUUCGGAGGCCCCAACGACAUCAUCUAUGCAGACCUGAGAAAGAUAAACCAGGCACGGCUAGGCCUGGUCACAGUUCCAGCCGGCAGCCAGGCCUGCUCCUCAGGCAAGGAGGGCCCAAGGAGACUCUCAGACGGAAGCCAGAGCAAGCCUGAUGGCCCAGGACCUGCCCUCUCUGGGGUGGGCCCAGACCAGGGCCCGAGAGUGUCUCCUACUUCUUGGGGCCUCCUCCUGCCCCUCAGUUCUGAGGCCUUGGGAUCCUCAGCCUCUACCUGGAGCCAGGGGUCUCCAAAGCUGAGCCACAGGGCUCAGCCCUGUUCCCUGGGCAGCUGUGCAGAUACCUAUGAGCUCAUCCAGACAGCAGGCCUCCCAAAGGAAGCCAAGGAUGUGCCAGACCAAGAAGGCGGCAGUACCUACGAGCAGAUCCCAGCCAGGCCCCCCUAUCCUGGGGCCAGUCCUACAUAUAGCAGGCUUUCAGGGUCCACAGACUGUGGCUAUGAGAGCAUCUCAGGGACCCCGGAGCUCCCAGAGCCCAGGAACACCUAUGAACAGACCCCAGCAGCCAAGAGCAAGGAGCCUGGACGGACACAUAAGCCUGACAGGCUCCGGAGGCUCUUCUUCACGGAUAAGAAGCACAAACCUUGAGGAGUCCUGGCUUCCGGCGGCCCACCAGCGGGUUUCCGGGAACCUGCCACCAGAGGUUACUUAUUGGGCAGCCCUCAGCCUGCCUGAAGGCACCCCCUGAACCCUAAAAUCCAACCAGCCUGCUCUGGAACCAGACUCAGAGACAGAGUUGCCUGCAGCUCAGGGCGGUGUCCCGCUCCCCCAGUGCCUCCCACCCAGGCUGAGGAAAUCACGGCCUGAAAAGAGUGGGGACUGGCCAAAGGCAGGGGUCAGCAUCCCCAUUUCCAAAAUGAGCUGGGGCCUGGGCAGAUGAAUCAAGCCAGCCUCCCACCCUUACUGAGCAUGGGGCAGGCCUGGCAUUUUCCUAAGUGGCUGAAUGACAUCGUGCGGUUGCUCUUGAGACCAGAAUCAGUCCUCCUCAUGACCCUAUCAGCAGAAAGGAGGGGAGGGCCCAGAGCCACAUCCCUGCUCCUGCUCCAGGGGAGUUAGGGCAAGAAACCAGGGAAAUGGCAGCAAAGCCCCAGCCUCAGAGGUGAUGGUUCUGACCCUGGGGCAGCUGGGCUCCCAGGGACCAUCACCUCAGCCUCUCUGCCCCCGCCUUCAUCCCAGCCUCACAAUGCAAGCUGGGCAGACCCUAGUUUGACCCCUUUAGCUGCAGAUGACGGGGAGGGUGGUUGAGGCCCAGACAGGAGCAGCAACCUGCUUAGAGUUGCACAGUCACCCCUCCUAAGGCAGCCUGGGCACUGCUGGCCGCUUGCUGGCUAUCCCUGUCUACCAGGCCAACCUGCACCGAGCUGUGCCUGAUGCCCGGCUGAUACUCCAUAAAUGUUCACUGGAAUGACUAUCGUUAUCUGGGAAAUGGAAACAAUUUUCACUAAACACCUGCUCUUCGUGGGGCUCACUCAAAGACUUGGGGUACAAGUGUGUCUUCCUUUCUAAGACACAAGCACUGAAAUAAAAGUUGGUGCGUCAAGUGGGAAGGCCGUGCUUAACCCAGAGAGGUGAAGUGCUAAUGGCAGGA
Messenger RNA from Vicugna pacos (alpaca), 2341 nucleotides. RefSeq names its product SH2 domain containing 7 (gene SH2D7). Gene Ontology annotation, cellular component: cytoplasm. NCBI's taxonomy places the organism in Eukaryota, Metazoa, Chordata, Mammalia, Artiodactyla, Camelidae. The record is from RefSeq and is a predicted model, not a curated record.